Messenger RNA from Truncatella angustata, 4803 nucleotides. RefSeq lists its product as uncharacterized. The transcript has 3 exons. NCBI's taxonomy places the organism in Eukaryota, Fungi, Ascomycota, Sordariomycetes, Amphisphaeriales, Sporocadaceae. The record is from RefSeq and is a predicted model, not a curated record. Bases 1 to 4803 code for a protein of 1600 amino acids.
AUGCAAGCUAAACUUGAAGAAGAUCACCAUGCUGCUCGGAAUGUGCCGUGGCAUAGGAAAAGAGCUGAGCAGAAGAGAAGAGCUAGAGAGCGCAAAGCUGCCCGCAAGGACAAGAUUCGGCAGAAGCGCCAGGAUCGCAUCAAGCGUGGCCUGCCAGUGCUUCUCUUCCCAACUGUAUCCGACAUCAAUGAGCGUAAAAACGCACGGAGGGCUCUCUCAGACAAGCUUAAGGGCCGCACGAAGCGGGGUGUUCUAGAACAAGUGAUCGGCUCUGGUGGCCUCCAUGCUUUCAAGGAAAAGACACUUACGAGCCGUGCCGGCCAGGCAAUUGCUACAGACUACGAUUGGUCGUGGAGACAGAAGAAGUUCCGCCCUGAGGAACGGGUGACGGAUCGAAUUGACCGCAUGGUCGGGCGUAUGGUAGCCAGGGAUGAUGAGCAACUUCAGGAGCAGUUGAAACGUGAUCGCAAAGCACAUGUCAGGACACAGAAGAAGGCCAUGUGGAGAUGGCAGAAGGAUGGUGAUGGCGGUUCUGCGACCAUUGUUGGAAGCUCGGCUACUACUGGAUCUGGCCCAGGUGCGCCGGCCAUAUCAGACAUCAUGAAGGCAUUGGGCGGAAGCAGUGGCGAUCGAAGUCAUUUCGAUGGCAGGAUUACUAUCAAGCGUAUCAAUUCUGCAUUUGACCUGGCCAAUCCCUCCCCGUUUGCUCUGGCUGCGGACGUCGCGCCCUUCAUUGAUGAGAAUGAUGACCCCGCUGGACUUCUCAGAGGUCUCUCGAGUCAUUUUGACGAGGAAGUCGAUACUGAAAAGGUCGUCGAAUGUAUCGAGGCAGAAACCAUGGACUAUUUGGACGACAUGAAGGUCGACAAAGAUGAGUCUAAGCUCAGCAAUACUGAGUUCAGCGGUUCUGCAACAUCCGAAGAGUGUCAAGAGUAUUUUACUGAUGAUUCCAACCUCAACUCUAAUGACGAGAAAUAUGAAAAGUUUGAUGAGCAAGUUGACGCCGAGCUUGAUGAUAUCUUUUCGGUAGAAUGGCUUAACAAAACGCUCCAAGAGAUAGCUGUUGAAAUCUUUGCGGAUGCGAAGGCCCGGUUUAUUAUAAAGGAAGGUAAUGCUGUCUCCGAUGAGGAUCUUGAGCUCCUAUACAACCAGGUCACAGCAAAUAUCAAGCAGGAGUGGGCCAUUAGGAUGUUUCUCGAGGGCGACAAGGUCAGUAAGAAGCCAAUACCGAUCAGUCUAAAGCCUUUCAGGAAGGAGUUCGGACCUUCAUUCGAUGAGGCGCUUUUGGUUGUUAUAGGUCAACCUUCGCUAUUCUCCAGAAAGUCAAGCUUCUCUACGGGUGGCUCGGGCAGAGGGCGUGGAUUUCGAGGCAGAGGAAGUCGGGGAGGUCGCGGUCGUCGAGGGCGAGGACGAGGACGAGGAGCGCGAACAGCCCCACCAUUGCCGUCGCCACCGCCACCUCCAGCACCCAGUUCAAACCCUCGGGGCUUCCGACCAGGCGUUACUAUCCCCGGGAGACUGGAGAUAUGGGACGACAAUGAUGAUGACGCGCCCUACUCUUUUAGCUCGUCUGACUUGAGCUCUGACCAUGGUCGUGGGACAGAGAAUACCACACCAUGCACUCAGUCUGAAAGCGAUGAAGCCGACAGCUAUUCUGAUAGCAACUACUCCGUAAAUAUUGAACCUGGUGGUUCUCAAAGCAUAGAGUCAAGCAGGGACAACGACCAGUCAGUCCCGAACAAUAGUGGGGCUGUCCUGCUGAGCAAGAGAUCGGCUGAGAAGCUUAUCCAAGAGGCGAGGCAAGACGCCAUAAAGACGCUGCUGGGUGAGCUCACCGACGGUGUUGUGGCUUCAGAUAGAGAGAAGGGGCUUCGUAGAAGACUGGGUUCAAACUGGGCACAGCGGUUCUUUGAAGCUGCUAUCGAGGCCAUCCAGUUACAGCCCAAUCCCGUUCCAGUUCAAGGAGAGCAAAGCCCACAACCCGAUCGUCCUCAUGGUAGCCCAUCUGGCUCCAAUAAGUCCGGACGCAGUUUUGUAUCGCAAACCCCCAAAAUUAGACAAACGCACCCGCAGGCAUGGCCUACAUUGUAUCCCGAUCAAGACCGAUAUCUCAUCAAUCAAAUGAACGAGGAACUCACUAAGGAUACCUGCGGCAUUGUAAGUGAGGCCGAUGAACGCGAGCGGGACUUUGCUUGGGAUAGGCACUGCCUCUAUGCCAAUGGGAAGAUGCAACAGCCUCAGCUUAUGGACUUUGACCGAAAACACGACUUCCGAGAUUACAAUGAUGACAUCCUACAUGAGCAAAUCACACAAGAUGCUCCGGACUGGGAUCCAAUGAGCAUUGAUCCUCAAGACACCCAUAUCAUAAGCCGUACUUGGCCGGUACAAUACGACGGCGAAGCCGGAUAUUUCACUCGUGUGCCGGUUGAAAUUGAUGGAAGGAACGACGCGUACGACGGUACUAAGAUACCAAUACCAACACCCCCAUCUGAUCCUCCUAUCAACGGCGACGGUGGCGGCGGUCCUCGCCCACCACAAACGUUCCUUAGUGGUCUCCAUGGUUACAAUGAGUAUGGCGACCGCGGCAACAUUCCGAUAUCAACUAUUCAAGUUCAGGAUUUUGGUACACCAGUCAAGCAGCCAUGCCCAAAGCCGACUCCUCUCAAUCUGAGUAGCAAGAUUGAUCUCCAAAGUAAUAAAAGUCUGACAGCCAAGCAGAGGGCGGAACAAGCAGCAACUGAGGCGAGAAGAUUGAAGGCAGAAACAGCUGCCAAAGAAGCGGAAGCUAGCCUUGCAAAGCUUGCGAGUGAGGAAGAAGAGAAGGAGAAGACUGCAAAGGUGGCUGCCCGUAAGGAUCAGGAGCAGAUGGACGAAAUAAAUCGUUCAAGAGAGAUCGAAGCUCAUAAACGGGCCGGGGAGAUGGAAAGGACUUGCACUAGACCUGAAGGCGUUGUGCCAGAGCCCCCCAUGGGACAUGAUCAUAUUCUCCAUGACCUUCGUGACUUUGGAACUAUACUGUCGGGACUAACUGGACCUCUGGUGCCACAGCCACAUAAUGGUAACGGACAAUCAUCAGAGCCGGUGCAGACAUCCUCGCCGAAAACACCUCCGAGGAGAACCCCGGCACUAUCUGCUGGGGUCACCUCUCCGAAACCUUCCAAAAGCGGCACCGUCAACCCAACUGAAAUCGCCGCCACGAGUCCCCAGGCGCCAAUCUUCGGAAACCCUACACCUGAUGAUAGAUCGAACAAGAGUACCGGCGACUCUUCUACAAACAGAACUGGUGGAAAGGGUUCUGUAUCCGAAGGAGAGGUCGAGAAUUUUCCGUUCGCACAGGAAGAAACACCGAAACGAAAGGGUAACUCUAGGCCUCAAAGUCCUGUACUCAAUUGGGUAGAAAGGGGGAAACAGCUUGGACAACAAGUCGGCCCUCCAAGUAGCGCGUUCGGAAAGCAGGCCACAGGUAGCUCUUUUGGUGAGCCACUCAAGUCAAUCAAGGAUUUACAGAUCAACGUCGACCAUCGCAAAGACUUAUGGGGAACACCGAAGGCCAAUCUGCCAGCUAAGAAUCCUGAACUAGAGUCGCAGGGCUCAUCGAAGAGAGGAAAGAAAGCGACUCUUGCAAACCCACCGAGCAAGCUUGAGACAUACAUUCCCAGUUCCCCAAAAAGAACUAGAAAUUCAUUUGAGGCUCCAAGUGCAGAUAGCUGGUCUUACACAGCAUCUGGGCAGUCGACUAAUUCGAACGGAAAACGACCUUCUAGCACAUCGACCAUUUCUCCAAAAUCACCCAGUAAAGCGCGUCUAUCUCCCGAACCUGCUGAGAACCACGCUAUAUCCAAACUCACGUACCCAGUGCAGACCUCAGACGCCUCGAAGGCAGUGCUUCCGGAAAAGGAGGAAAGUUAUAGGGUGUCUAAUCUCCCCGAACGAUUAGAAGAUGAUAGCCCCACACGCGUCUUCUUCACAGCUGGGAAGGCAACGAGAGAUCCCGAGGAUGAGUAUCAUGCCAGGGAGCACGCUUGGAACACCCAUAGACCACAUCUUCCCAAGUGGAAGUAUUUCCAGGGGACAUCGGGUGCGAGUGAACCGGCAUAUGUCUUUGAAGAAAGGUACCGAAGAAUCACGACGCAAUACCUCAAAAACGGCGUUCCUGAUCAGAUAGAACACGAAGAAGAGGCAGAUUUCGAGUUCCGAAAACAGGCCUGGGAGCAAAUCAAUGACGGUGAAGAUGUGAAGGAUAUACGCGAGAAGCUCAGGGGCUUGACGAGAACAGAGCUUACGAACUGGCUCAAGAGGAUGCUCAUGACUAUAGAUUUCUUAAAGGGCGUCGAUCUUGCCAAGAUUGACAAAGGAAUCAAGGCCAUGACAGACGGACUUCCGCGUCUCGAGUGGGAAGUCGAUUACGGCGUCAGUGCAUUGACUUCGAAGGAAACGGAUAUCUUGGUGGACCGAGGUAGAGACUUCACCAGUCGUUUCAAUGAGCGGCGUCAGCAUACUGCGGACGACGAAGGGCCUUACAGCACCUUUUCAAAGACUAAACUGCACCUUUAUUCCUUGCUAAGACGGCUGGAUGUUCUAAAUGACAAAGUACAACAGUCAGAAGUGGCCGCGCAAUCAGCUGAAAAAAGGAGUCGCCGUACAGGCCUGUCUCAAAGUGUACUUGACAAUGUUGAGCGAGCUGUCAAUAGCGUCAAUGGUCGACGCCCACCGACGCCGAGCCAACCGUCGACGCGCAGGACCCCUAAAACCAUGAGUUUUGACGACUCCAUGGGGCACGAACAUGGAAGAGCCCAGGAUUAA